This is a messenger RNA of Arabidopsis thaliana (thale cress), 3116 nucleotides long. Its product is annotated as adaptin family protein. Gene Ontology annotation, molecular function: clathrin binding. Gene Ontology annotation, biological process: intracellular protein transport; protein transport; vesicle-mediated transport. Gene Ontology annotation, cellular component: cytoplasm; clathrin-coated vesicle membrane; clathrin adaptor complex. The record is from RefSeq and is marked reviewed. The transcript has 12 exons. NCBI's taxonomy places the organism in Eukaryota, Viridiplantae, Streptophyta, Magnoliopsida, Brassicales, Brassicaceae. The coding region runs from base 537 to 2927 and encodes 796 amino acids.
ACCUCUCCAAGCACGGACGAGACUUCGACCAGUGAACCAAAAUCUCUCUCAAAUUUAUCACCCCGUGCUUCUGAUCACGGUGGGAUUCUCUCCGAUCGGUGACAUAUCGUGGUUCAUACUCCGGUGGAUCUCACGGCGUAAUAAUUUAUCAUAUCUGAAUCGCAAUCUUAUUAACCAUGGCUCCUCCGGCCGCUUCACAGCGUUAUCCGUCACCGUCCCAACCUUCAGGAUCUAGUUUUAGUGCCUAGUUUUACCAGUCCGAGCUAAGUUAUGUCAAAAAGCUAAUGUGGAAUCAGAAGAAGCCAUUUAGUUUGAAUUUUCCCCACUUAGAAUCUGAUUCCUAAAUGCAGUGAGUAUGGUCGAUAAUAUCUGAUCUCUAUUUGGUCAAAUGAAGCAUGAAUUGAAAAUAGAAAUUGUUAUUUAUCAGGAAAAGCGAAGUGUCAGAUCUGAAAACCCAGCUUCGCCAGCUAGCUGGAAGCAGAGCUCCAGGAGUUGAUGAUUCCAAACGUGACCUCUACAAGAAAGUAAUAUCGUACAUGACUAUUGGCAUUGACGUCUCAUCUGUAUUUGGAGAGAUGGUCAUGUGCUCGGCAACAUCAGACAUUGUCCUGAAGAAGAUGUGUUAUCUUUACGUUGGAAACUAUGCAAAGGGCAAUCCUGAUCUUUCUCUUUUGACGAUUAAUUUUCUGCAAAGGGAUUGCAAAGAUGAGGACCCUAUGAUCCGUGGGCUUGCAUUGAGGAGCUUGUGUUCUUUACGAGUGCCAAACCUUGUGGAGUAUCUGGUUGGUCCCUUGGGGAGCGGGCUCAAGGACAAUAAUAGCUAUGUUAGAACUAUCGCUGUUACUGGAGUACUAAAGCUUUAUCACAUCUCACCCUCAACAUGCAUUGAUGCCGAUUUUCCUGCAACGUUGAAAAGUUUGAUGCUUCAUGAUUCAGAUGCUCAGGUAGUUGCCAAUUGCCUGUCUGCACUUCAAGAAAUUUGGAGUUUAGAAGCAAGCCACUCUGAGGAAGCAUGCCGGGAAAAGGAGUCCUUGCUCAGCAAGCCAGUUAUAUAUUAUUUCUUGAAUCGGAUCAAGGAAUUCAAUGAAUGGGCACAAUGUCUUAUACUUGAGUUGGCAGUAAAAUAUGUGCCGUCAGAUAGUAAUGAUAUUUUUGACAUUAUGAAUCUGUUGGAAGACAGACUGCAGCAUGCCAAUGGAGCUGUUGUCUUGGCAACAGUCAAAGUGUUUUUACAAUUAACUCUCUCCAUGACUGAUGUUCAUCAACAGGUAUAUGAGCGUAUUAAAUCCCCACUUCUAACUCUUGUCAGUUCUGGAAGUCCAGAGCAAUCGUAUGCAAUCUUGAGCCACCUUCAUCUUUUGGUUGUUCGUGCGCCAUUCAUCUUUGCUGCAGACUAUAAGCAUUUCUACUGCCAGUACAAUGAACCAUCAUAUGUCAAAAAGUUGAAGCUUGAGAUGUUGACUGCUGUUGCAAACGAGAGCAACACUUACGAAAUCGUGACGGAACUGUGUGAGUAUGCUGCAAACGUUGAUAUUGCAAUUGCGAGAGAGUCAAUUCGAGCAGUUGGAAAGAUUGCUUUGCAACAGUAUGAUGUAAAUGCGAUUGUUGAUAGACUUCUUCAAUUUCUGGAGAUGGAAAAGGACUAUGUGACCGCUGAAACUUUGGUUCUUGUAAAGGACCUUCUAAGGAAGUAUCCACAAUGGAGCCAUGACUGCAUUUCUGUUGUUGGGGGUAUCAGCAGCAAAAAUAUCCAGGAACCGAAAGCCAAGGCGGCUCUUAUAUGGAUGUUGGGUGAGUAUGCACAGGACAUGAGUGAUGCUCCUUAUGUUUUGGAGAAUCUGAUAGAAAACUGGGAGGAAGAGCAUUCAGCCGAGGUUCGGUUACAUCUCUUAACUGCGGCAAUGAAAUGCUUUUUCAAGAGGGCACCUGAGACUCAGAAAGCCCUAGGAACAGCUCUAGCUGCAGGCAUUGCUGAUUUUCACCAGGAUGUUCAUGACCGAGCCUUGUUCUACUAUCGGGUUCUGCAAUACGAUGUACACGUGGCAGAACGUGUUGUUAGUCCUCCAAAACAGGCGGUUUCAGUCUUUGCUGACACUCAAAGCAGUGAAAUCAAAGACCGUGUAUUUGACGAGUUUAACAGCCUUUCUGUGAUAUACCAGAAGCCAUCUUACAUGUUUACGGAUAAGGAACACCGAGGACCCUUUGAGUUUUCUGACGAAGUUGGAAAUAUUUCCAUCACACCUGAAGCCUCCAGCGACAUUGUUCCAGCUCAGCAAUAUGAGGCAAAUGACAAGGACCUGCUUCUAGGUAUUGACGAGAAGGAUGAAAAUAAAGGAGUUUCCAAUAACAAUGGUUCUGCUUACACGGCCCCUUCAUUAGAAAGCUCCUCUAAUAUAACCUCACAAAUGCAAGAGCUUGCAAUCUCCGGCCCUGCCACAUCCGCAACUACCCCACAAUCAUUUGGUUUUGAUGAUCUCUUUGGUUUGGGUUUAUCAACCGCUCCUGCUCCAACACCAUCACCGCCUCUUUUGAAACUUAACGCAAGAGCUGCUUUAGAUCCAGGCGCCUUCCAACAAAAAUGGCGCCAAUUGCCAAUAUCACUAACACAGGAGUGUUCUGUGAAUCCCCAGGGAAUCGCGGCCUUAACAGUUCCACAAUCACUUAUCAAACACAUGCAGAGUCAUUCCAUUCACUGUAUCGCAUCGGGCGGUCAAUCUCCAAACUUCAAGUUCUUCUUUUUCGCUCAAAAGGAAUCAGAACCAUCGAACUAUCUCACUGAGUGUAUCAUAAACACUUCAUCAGCCAAAGCUCAGAUAAAAGUGAAAGCAGACGAGCAGAGUACGUGUCAAGCAUUCACAACCGUAUUUGAAACAGCCUUGUCCAAAUUUGUUUCUCUCACCUUUGAUUUCGUUUCGUUGUGUUACUAAGAUAGUUUGUUUGAGGUGUUAUGAAGAUGUACUUUUUAUCCUUAGAUUAGGAAAUUUCAAAUGAAACUAUAUCAACAAAACCUCAAUACACGUUACGUUGCACCAUGUGAUCUCUCUGAAAUGUAAUCUCGGAUCAUCAUAAGGGUCGACUUCUGGAUAUUGCAAGAUCAAUAUAUGAAGUUGUGCAAU